AGAUUGGAAGAUGGCAGGCAUGAAAACAUUAAUCAUUAUUUUCGUUAUCAUGUUCCCAGUCGCGAUGAUAACAGAGGAAGAUGUAAAUCAUGGAGGUAACAACUACGACAUCACUAACAAAUUUAAUUGCGCACCUGCGGAUUGUCGCCAUUAUAUUUCAGCGUCCUGUCUCUGCUUCAUGUACAAAAAGCCCCUUAAAAUUUUCAUUUUUACACUUUCCCUAAAACAUCAUUCCGAGGAUUCCAUAAUUUUUACAUUGUCCAUAAAAUUUGCAUGAGAAUUGUUUUCAGCUUUUCCAGUAAGUAUAAGCAGUCGUCAUAAGAGAAAUUGAAGACAAUUUACUGAAGCAUAAUUUUUGGGGCGUAAACAAGAUGUUUUACGGGGGAUUUAAAAGUGGUGAAUAUGUUAACAACUUCUAAUAAAACAAAUGUAAUAGCAUUAUAUUUGUUUUAUUAUUAUUUUUUUCAUUUUACACUUCAAAAAUGCGCGAUCAACAUAUGGCAAGAUUUCUUUCGUUCAGUGUCCGUUCAUGAAUUGCUUUGCGCUAUUGUUUUCUUCCCUAAUGGAUUUGAAAUAAAUUUGCUAUACAGUCAACUCUCCCUUAACAAACACCUCUUUAGACGGACAACCCUCUGGUGUUGGCCCCUGUCAUUGCCCAGUCAUUUGACUGUAACUAUGCUCUUUAUAAGACGGAAAGCUCUCAAAGACGGACAACCGACACUUUUGAAACCAUCAACGGACAAUUGAGAAGUGCUUUAGGUAGUGACAAAUACCGCAAUACGGAAAUGUAGGUGCACUACAUGACAGUACAAAUUGCAAUUAGAGUAAGCAAAUUACAUACCCAAAUAUAAUACGCGUCUUCUUACAGCGCGUAUNUAUUAUUAUUUUUUUCAUUUUACACUUCAAAAAUGCGCGAUCAACAUAUGGCAAGAUUUCUUUCGUUCAGUGUCCGUUCAUGAAUUGCUUUGCGCUAUUGUUUUCUUCCCUAAUGGAUUUGAAAUAAAUUUGCUAUACAGUCAACUCUCCCUUAACAAACACCUCUUUAGACGGACAACCCUCUGGUGUUGGCCCCUGUCAUUGCCCAGUCAUUUGACUGUAACUAUGCUCUUUAUAAGACGGAAAGCUCUCAAAGACGGACAACCGACACUUUUGAAACCAUCAACGGACAAUUGAGAAGUGCUUUAGGUAGUGACAAAUACCGCAAUACGGAAAUGUAGGUGCACUACAUGACAGUACAAAUUGCAAUUAGAGUAAGCAAAUUACAUACCCAAAUAUAAUACGCGUCUUCUUACAGCGCGUAUCUUUUAAACGGCAAAUGAAGAUAACCUCUUAACAGCUAUGUUCUCGGUCUUCUAGCUGAACUGUUUCAGCCUUAUGGGAACUUCAGAUAGUGACAUCAAAAACAAACCAUUGUAACCUAUGUACAAUAGAAGCCCGGUAACUCGAAUUCUGAAGGAAAACGAAACACAGUUCGAGCUAGCGAGGGUUCGAGUUAUCGGGGUCGAUUGAAAAAAUUAUGUUGCCAUGUUACGAUUACAUUUUUAAUCAAGGGAAAGGAAAUUUAUUUCGAGUUAGCAGGAAAUUCCAGUUAUCCGAGUUCGAGUUAACCAUGUAAAGAUGAUUGGAAAGUGGGGUGAAACUCAAAGGAAAUUGGACUUAGUUUAGCGUUACUGUUGCUGUUCAGUAGACGCCGUGAACGUUGACAUGUGUAUGAACCACGUGUAAUGGUAGAAUGAGAAAAUGAUUUCACCUUUCAGUCCCUUUAAUAGACGGAGAGUCGGGACGGGACCAGAAGGUAUCUUCCUUAGAAAAAAUUGACUGUAUUAUUAUUAUAAUUAUUAUUAUUAUUAUCGUCACUGUCAUUAUCAUUAUCAUUAUCGUUAUCGUUAUUAUUAUUAAAUUAUUAGUAGUAAUAGUAUUUUAUCGUCAUUUCCUAUUAUUUAUUACUAUUAAAUAAUAAUAAUAAUAUUACAACUAUAAUAAUUGUUAUAUUUAUUAUUGUUUUGCAAAGUUGAUAAAAUUUCGUUAGCAUACAGAUUGAAAUUUUUGGUUCAUAUGUGUUGCUACUUUGCAGUUUGUCCUGUUCCGAUGAAUAAAGAAGAAGAGGAGUUUAUUAAAGAGCGGGAAAGAAACAGAGAACUAAUGGAAGAAAUCGCCAGAGAAAUUGAAAUAACGUGCCUAGGUAAGUUAAAAAAUAGAAAUAAAUGAGCUUAUUUAAAAACCUUGGAUGAGCAAGUCCUUCCGCGCGAAUUGCACGCCCUUUUGAAUUGUUUAACCCUUUGGGACAGUUGGGACUGUUCUAUAUGGAACAGGGCAGAUUUUACAUUUCUAAAGCCACUUACCCUUUUAGUUUAACCCAUUUAGUUUUUAUGCAGCAAAUACACUAUCUACAGGUAGCCAUUGUGACUCCUGAAGGAAAUAACCCACCCUGCCCAGGAAAGGUUGGCCACACCAUCGGGGUUUACGUCCAAUACUCUGUCCAGUGUUUGUCCGGCCGGGGUUUGAACACGCAAUUUCCCACUCAGCAGACCGGCGCUCUUUUGACUGCGCUUAUCAGACACUGCUACCUUAUUAUCGAAAUCCUGACUAAUCUUGUGAGGGUUCUGAGAGUUAUAGACAAACAUUUUGGGCAAAAAUCCACCGCCAAUUUCGCUAUUUGCCACUACUCUAAAUAAAAGCUAAAUCGCCCCAAUUCCGAAAGGCUAUAAGUUGGACUAGAUAUGUAUAGAAUAAAAGGAGCAAACAAGAAAGCUCCCAAAAACGUUUAUGCUAGUUUUUUUCUCUAAAAACGCACAAGAUUUUCCGACUUGGAAUUUAAUGGUACGAUUUUAGCUAAACUAUUUCUAGUCCAUUAGCCAUUUUGUGAGAAGUGGGUAAAAAUUCUAUAUUUGUAGCAACCCCUUAUGGGAAAUUGUUUCGUUGUUAUUAAACGAAAACUUAGGGUGUGCUAAAUUGUGAUCAGUCUGUUACCAAACAUGAGACUUAAGGAAGGAACGUUAUUGGAAAAAUUGGGGGCUUAUAUUAAAUGGUUGUGGAUGACGAGAAAUUUUUCCCUUAAAUAAUGAACUAUAAUUAUGCAAAUUCGAAGCCUUUCUCUCAAGUUAAUAACCCUUUUUAAUUCGAUCAAACUUUUUCAAUUCAUGGCGACAAUUGAAAUUUAAGGUGCGUUUGAUUCCAUGGGAAAUCCGGAUUUGAGUCUAAAGUCUGGAUUUUAGAUUUGGCAAUCAAACGCGAAAUACAAAACGGAUUUCACCCUCACCCCCCGAGAAAUCUUUCACCAAAUCAUGACUUUAUGGGUGUCCUUUAUACCGUUCUAGUUGGAAAAGCGAAAAAAGACUUGUAAAACUGUUCUCGUGGACAAUGUUUUUUUUUCUGCUUGUUAUGCGUGCGCGUGCGAGACAACUGUUCUCUCAAAAACAGUUCAUAUCUUUUCUCGUAUCCCCGAUCUCCGCACCCCCCCCCCCCGCCCCCCCGCCCGAAAAAAAAAAAUUAAAAACUAAAAAAAAAGAAAAAAAGAAAAAAACAUAAAGAAGCAUCUGCGUUUAAAAACCCUUUCUAAAACAUUCAUACUUGCACAAGCAAAAAAAAACUUAAAAAACUUUUCCAGAAGAAAAUGUGUUUUUUUCAGCAUUUUUUGCGUGCGUAUGGGAGAAAACUGUUCUCUCAAAAACAAGAGAGAACAUUUCUCACCUCCCCGAACUCCCCACUCCCCCCCCCCGUCCCCCUGUUUAAAAAAAAAAAUUCAAAAUUCAAAAAAAAAGGAAGAAAGGAAAACCAAUGACAGGCUUAUCUGCGUUGAAAUCCGUUUUCAGAUUUCGCGUCGUUCGAUCCGAAUUUCAAAAAUCCAAGUCCAGAUUUCCCAAUCGAAUACGCCGGCCCUUCUAUCUUUAGAAGUUAGUGGUGAGUUGCCAUGGCAAUGGCUGCUUCUGAGUCUUUAUACUCUGACCCAUUUUUUAUGUUUAAUUUUUGUUAGCCCAUUCCCCCAUAAAACCCCCAAUUUUCUAGUUGAUGUUCAAGUUUCAUGUCUGAACACAGACUGAUCACAAUUUAGCACACCCUUAGCUUUGAAUUUUUAAGGGUGCUACCCAGUUACAUUUGUUGGGUUCUUGGCUCAUGAACUAUUUCGGGUGCUCGCAAACAGGAGAAAAGAUGUUUUGUUUCUCUUUAAACGUGAAUAAAGGCAAAACUUAGCUAUGAAAGUGAAACUUGCCGACUAGUAACAGCGGAACUCAGACUAAACGUUCAGGGCGUAAACGAAAAAGAAGCAAUACCACUCGUGGCACGAAAAAUUAUCCCGCGCUGACUGCGGCAGUCCAAAAGCCCGCGAAAUACUGAUCACCAAAGGUCAAAUUUCACUUGUAUAGCAACCACGUAGACCAGCAACACCAUACGAUAACAGUAUUGAUACCAACGUUUUCUCAAUGUAUUUUAAUCAAGAGAUCAUAAUAUCAGUUGUUUGUGCUUACAGGAGAAAACGUUUAAGUCAAGGAAAUUCUUAACUUACUUUUUCUUGCUUAUUUGUAGACGAGUGUAAAGCAGAACUACAUAACUGCCACGAUGAUGCAUACUGCACCAACACCAAGCGUUCCUUCACUUGUACUUGCAAACCAGGAUAUACUGGGGAUGGCGUCAACUGUGCAGGUAACAUAAUAUGGAGCUGAAACGAACAGGAUUUUAUCUUAAGUCAUAUGCUAUUCCAUGCCAAAAAUAAAUAUAGCCAAAUGGAAAGGAAGAAACCUGUUUUCAUAUUCAGUCAGUGUUAUGUCACAGAUUGUAUCUACGAAAAGAGUUUUGGCCUUGGUACGUGUAAAGUUGUGGCCUCCAACUUUCCCACAGAAAUCAAUAUCAACGGAAAUGAUUUUAACCACCAAAAAAAGUAUAUUUAAAGCCAACGCUGCAAUGUACGUAUGUUAAUACAGCAAAAAGGCAACAUUUGUAUUCUUGCUUUCACAAAAAGUAAUAAUAAUAACUGCUACAACUUAACUGGUCGAGCUCGAGCUGUAUCCGCAAUAACACACACAGGCUUAGUGCCAGUUAGGCUGGGGAAACAAAAAGUGUGACCAACAUAUGGCUGGGACAGGAAACACCGAGCUCAAAGGUUCAGAAACAGAAAAAAACUUGGGAUCUAUCCUUGAUAUGACGAGAUCAUCUUCACUAAUAUACCUAACAAGGCACGAAGGCCAAUAGUCAGCUAGAGCGCAGCAUUUAAGGUAAACAGGUGUUUAUUACGAUUGAGGCCGGGGGUCUGUAGCAUUGCCAAUUCAGGACUGCGUCAAUCAUUGACUUAUGUCGCCACUUAAGGUGGCCCGAACCUAUUUAUAUGCGGGCUGGUUAGGUUUUGAAAUCGAGUUUUUUAUCUUUAAAACCGUAUAAUUACAAAAAAUGUCAAUAACUUCGAAUUCAAACCCUUAGACAGAUUUUUCUCUAACUUCAGCAAAUAAGCCUCAGAGCUCUCUCUAGUUUUGUAUCUGCAAUUUUGAAGUCAAUCGUGACCGUAGAACUCGCUGCACAAAUAUCUGGUCAAAUUUUUAUCUUAAAAUGCAAUGCUAACACAUUUGUGAAAGUUGACACACAAAUAGGGGAAAACUGCCGACGGACUAUUUCCUAUCUGCAAGUGUAUUCUUGCCCAAAGCUUCAGUUGCAAGAAACUGAGUAAUCAGAAACCUACGGCGAAUACAAUUCGCAAUACAAGAAGAACAACUUUAAGCUGAAUGUAGGCAAGAUGAACGAACAUCUGUUUAUCAAAGUUACUAUGUAUUUGUCCUUCCCUUUUCGAAAAAAAUCUCAACAAAGCAGGAUAUAGCAUCUACGAAAAUCUAGUUACCAGUUUUAGUACCGAAGGUACCCGUCUUGAGGAGAAAUAGAGCCACCAACUCCAGUACUUCAACUGAUCCAUUUUCAGCUGCAACGAAAGCCCAAGUAUUAGGUAAUUUAUCGAAGCUUGUAAGAUUUGCAAUCACAUUCGCACGGGCAGUUUGCCACUGGGGGUAAUGAAAAGAAUAGGACGAUUGUCAUAUUUUCUUCGUCUUUAUCCCCAAGCGGCAAACUUCCCGUGCGAAUGCGACAUCAAGUCUAAAAAGCUUGAAUAAAUUACCAAGUGCAAGGGCUUUCAGUGCAGCUGAAAAAUGGACGGUUAGAAGUACUGGAGUUGGUGGCUUUAUUUCUCCUCAAAACGGAAACCUGCGACGCUAAAAACUUUUAAGUGUUUUUCGUAAAUGCUAUAUUUUGCCUUGUUAAGAUAGGUUUCGAAAAGAGAAGGUCAAAUACAAAGUAAGUUUGAUGAAUGGAAGUUCUUUAAUCUUGCCCCGUGUUCAGCAUAAAGUUGUUCUCCUUGUAUUGCGAACUGUAUUCGCCGUAGGUUUCUGAUUACUCAGUUUCUUGCAGCUAAACUUUUGGUCAAGAAUAUCAUUGCAGAUAGGAGAUACUCCGUCGGCAGCUUUCCUCUAUUUGUGCGUCAACUUUCACAAUGUGUUAGCUUUAAAUUUUAAGAUUUAAUUUAACCAGGUAUUUGUGCAGCGAGUUCUACGGUCACGAUUGACUUCAAAAUUGCAGAUAUAAAACUAGAGAGCUCUGAGGUUUAUUUGCUGAAGUUAGAGAAAAAUCUGUCUUAGGGCAAAGUUAUAGACAUUUUUUGAAAAAAUACGGGUUUAAACGCAUGCCGAUAUCUCAAAGGUUUUUAUACCUACAAGAAAAUAAAUAAUAGUUUCUUAAAGUUCGACUAUUCUUUAUUAAGGAUGCCAAAAAUCAUAGAAAUCGGUUAAAUCUUUCCUGCCGAAAAACACGAUUCAAAACAUAACCAACACGCAAAUAUAAAUAGGUUCGGGCCACCUUAAGACCGGUCCCGGGACAGCUGUUCUAAGCAUACAUUGAGGCUAAAUACAUAAGAUAAGGAACAGGUGAAAAACGGCACUAACCGUACAGAAAAAAAAGAAGAAAUUAUAAAAUUCAAAGAACUGGCAGAGCUUAGCGGCCAACAGAAAUAAAUGCGGUCAGACAGAGGCCAGAAAAGAAAACCUGCCCAAAAGUCCACGAAGGGAAAAAGUGCGGGCGGGAAAUCUGGAAAGGAACCAAGCCUCAAGCUCAAAGGCGUUUCUACGGGACUUUACAAGUUAAUCGAAAUAGGCCGCUCCUAAAAUAAACAAAAAAAAUUAAGAAAACCGAAGAAAGGUUGUUUCAGAAGCCGAGAUGACGUACACGCGAUAUUUACUGAAGUAGCCUUUUAUACUCCCGGUAUGGACAAGACAAGACAAGACAAGAACUUUAUUUGUACCACACAGAAAAAAAGACAUUAACAAAAGACAAUGCUACUUAUGUAAGGUACAAGCGUCCUAUAGCUAAAAAGCUAAUCUAGCUAGAAGGCAUUAUAGAUUAAUUAAGAAUAUUUAAGAGGUUUUUUCACGGAGGCACAAGUAGAAAACAAUGUAAAAAACGAACAAACAAACAAAUAAACAAAGAAAAGAAAAGAAAAAAACGGGUAUGUGCAGAAUUGAAUCACUGAAAAAUUGAGGAACUGGAGAAAAUAUUGGAAAAGAAAGAACGUAAUAUAAACUAGCUAUAGCCCCUGACUUAACACCCAGGUUCUGUGGUAUUUCGUGCCGUCAAAAUAGUUAUUUCUCAUUCGUAGCGGGAUCAUUCGUCAUAAAUAACAUAACUUGCCACAUUUAAAACUUUGAAUAUUCAUUUGUCUCUGAUUUUAUCUGCCAUUUUACUGUUGUUGUAAGUGCCAUCAAUUGAAUUAGUGUUCCUUUCAAUUGCCUUAUUUUAAAAACUGAUUUAUUCAUUCGUGGACUACCAGCCUCGAAAGCAUUGCAUUGCUAUCUCUCAUCCAAUAGAUAUAAAACUGAAAUAGAACCGAUUCAGUUUGAUAAUUCAGCAUUAAAUCUUGAUUUCCAGACAUAAACGAGUGCAACACAGGAAAACACAACUGUGACAUCGGUAGUUCAGCGUGCCAUAACACUAUAGGAUCCUUCGGAUGUGUUUGCAAGGAAGGUUAUUCUAAAAACCGAGAAAAUACAUGUACAGGUAACACUUCAAAUCCCUUAAUUGAAACACUCAGAUAUUUCGUAGCCACGUCUCUUUCAAAUCAAUUUCCUCUGUUCCAAAGUGGUUUUUCACUAAAUUCGCCUUAAUUUAAGUCUCGUUAAUUUCCAUAACACCUUUUACUAGUACUGAUCGCAGAGCAUUAAGUUCCUUUAAUAAGUCAGGUAUAUUGUGAUUCUAAUAGGCCAUUUUCGAGUUGACUCGAGCUUCUGUCUUUUAAGACAGUUUUAAAAAACGAGGCGAAGUGCGAAGCCUUUUGAUAUGAAAAUUAAUUUCAAAGGAGAAGAAAGGUUUGAGAAUUGACCUCGUUUUGAAAUGAAAAGUGAUCGCAUGAAAUGGCAAUUAUGGUAGGCCACAAUAAUUGCUGUGAAAGAAAACGGAAAUCAGUUUUAAUCAUUCAGUGCCUGACUUCUUUUUUGCAGAUAUAAAUGAAUGUGAAGCAGGAAAGCACAACUGUCAUGCAAACGCUAACUGCAAAAACACUAAAGGAUCCUUUGUAUGCACCUGCAAGCCAGGGUAUUCUGGGAAUGGGGUUAAUUGCACAGGUGAAAACAAUACCUCGGUCUUCUUUAUAAUGAAUCUUUUUCUAAUGAACUCCAUUUAUCUCGCAUUAGAGCUAAGUUCAGCCACAAGGUCGUAUGCAGCUUAGUCCCUGGUAGUGCAGUUUGUUCUUUUAAGCUGAAUAAGUAUGGAAAUGCUCUUGCAUUAUAAAAGUUUGUGAGUUGCAGUAUCUGUAUGCAAUUUUAGCCUUAUACAUCCUUGAGAUAUUUAAGUUUUUUAUGUAUUAUUAUAUUGUGCUCCUGCAAGAUUGUCAUGUCCGAACACGUAUUCACGCUGGGUGAGCUUACUACAUUUAAUUAUAUCAGACCAAUGUACACAAUUCCGUCUUUAGAGUAUGAGCGGAAACGUGUCCUUUUUAUCCCUCAUUCUGUUGGCCAUUUUUCUUUAGAGAGGAAGUAAUUCUGUAUUCUCUAAUGUCUUGCUUCCUUAGGUCUUGCGAAUCCUCUAUCUAUACAUUUGAUGUCAUUUCUGAAUUUCUCACCUGCUCUAUAUAUAGCUAAAUGUUUUUGCUUUUCAGUAUAGCCAGAAAUCUCUCGCUCCUUCUUUCUUCUGAUCGUAAUCAAUCCUAGAAAAUAAAAAGGUUAAGUAAAUCAGUUUUGAUGAUUUAGCCCUGCAUCUGAUUUGCAGACGUAAACGAGUGCAUAACAGGAAAGCACAACUGUUAUGCCAAUGCAGACUGCAAUAACACUGAAGGAUCUUUUGAGUGCACUUGCAAGCCAGGGUAUUCGGGAAACGGAGUUAACUGCACAGGUGAUUAUUUUACAGUAAAGACCUGGAUCGUCUUGAUGUUAAGGCUAUUAAUUCAUUAUUAUUUUGUCUCGAGUUCCCGCGUUUGA
Porites evermanni is the source of this 9437-nucleotide messenger RNA. The record is from the annotation of a GenBank genome assembly. Lineage: Eukaryota; Metazoa; Cnidaria; Anthozoa; Scleractinia; Poritidae.